CCUCCUCCUCCUCCUUCUUCUUCUGCUCCUGCUCCGCUGCCCCCGCCGCUGCGCUCGGGCGCGGGGAGCCGGACCCUAACCGGCACCGUCGGGGAUCGAGCCCGCAGCCCGGCGCGGCUCACCCUCUGCCCCGGCCCCCGGCCCCCGGGAGAGCCAUGGCCGGCGCCCGGCCCGGGGUCCACGCGCUGCAGCUGGAGCCUCCGACCGUGCACGAGACCUUGCGACGGGGCAGCAAGUUCAUCAAGUGGGACGAGGAGGCUUCAAGUCGGAACCUGGUCACCCUCCGAGUGGACCCCAAUGGCUUCUUUCUCUACUGGACUGGACCCAACAUGGAGGUGGACACUCUGGACAUCAGCUCCAUCCGAGACACACGGACAGGACGCUAUGCCCGGCUGCCCAAGGACCCCAAGAUCCGGGAAGUCCUGGGUUUCGGAGGUCCAGAAACGAGGCCAGAGGACAAGCUGGUGACCAUAGUGGCCGGCCCUGACCCUGUAAAUACUACUUUCCUCAACUUCAUGGCUGUGCAAGAAGAUACUGCCAAGCUUUGGGCAGAUGAGCUAUUCAAGUUGGCCAUGAAUAUCCUGGCCCAGAAUGCAUCCCGAAACACCUUUCUUCGAAAAGCGUACACCAAGUUGAAACUUCAGGUGAAUCAGGAUGGGCGAAUUCCAGUCAAGAACAUCCUUAAAAUGUUCUCUGCUGACAAGAAGCGAGUGGAGACGGCGCUGGAGUCCUGUGGCCUCAAUUUUAACAGGAGCGAGUCAAUCCGGCCAGACGAGUUUUCCCUGGAGAUCUUUGAGAGAUUCCUCAAUAAACUGUGUCUCCGGCCUGACAUAGACAAGAUCCUGCUGGAGAUCGGUGCUAAGGGGAAGCCGUAUCUGACCCUGGAGCAGCUUUUGGACUUUGUCAACCAGAAGCAGCGAGACCCCCGGCUGAAUGAGGUCCUGUACCCGCCGCUUCGCCCGGCCCAGGCCCGCCUGCUCAUCGAGAAGUAUGAGCCCAACCAGCAGUUCUUGGAGCGAGACCAGAUGUCCAUGGAAGGCUUCAGCCGCUACCUGGGGGGAGAGGAGAAUAGUAUCCUGCCGCCAGAGACCCUGGACCUGAGCAAUGACAUGACUCAGCCCCUCAGCUCCUACUUCAUCAAUUCCUCACACAACACCUACCUCACAGCGGGGCAGCUGGCGGGAACCUCGUCGGUGGAGAUGUACCGGCAGGCGCUGCUCUGGGGUUGCCGUUGCGUGGAGUUGGACGUGUGGAAGGGCCGGCCACCCGAGGAGGAACCGUUCAUCACGCACGGCUUCACUAUGACCACGGAGGUGCCACUGCGCGAUGUGCUGGAGGCCAUUGCGGAGACGGCCUUCAAGACCUCUCCCUUCCCCGUCAUCCUCUCCUUCGAAAACCACGUGGACUCGGCAAAGCAGCAGGCCAAGAUGGCUGAGUAUUGCCGCACCAUCUUUGGGGACGCGCUGCUCAUAGACCCACUGGAUAAGUACCCGCUGGCCCCUGGAGUCCCCCUGCCCAGCCCUCAGGAUCUGAUGGGCCGGAUCCUCGUGAAGAAUAAGAAGCGGCACCGUCCGCCCCUGAGCCCCUCCGAUGGCUCAGUGCGCAAGCGGCCCUUGGAACAGAGUAACUCGGCCCUGAGCGAGAGUUCUGUGGUCACCGAGCCCCCUUCCCCACAGCUUGGCUCCCCCAGCUCUGAGGGCUGCUCGACUCUGAGCAAUGGAGAGGACCGCCUGGGCUGCAAUCCUGAGCCCCGGAAAUCCAUUGACCGAGAGGCUGAAAGCGAAGAAGAGGAGGAGGAAGAGCAGGCUGACCCCAAGAAGACCUCCACAGAUGAGGGCACGGCCAGCAGUGAGGUGAAUGCCACGGAGGAGAUGUCCACUCUCGUCAAUUAUGUUGAGCCCGUCAAGUUCAAGUCCUUCGAGGUGGCCCGGAAACGGAACAAGUGCUAUGAGAUGUCGUCCUUUGUGGAGACCAAGGCCCUGGAGCAACUCACCAAGAGUCCCAUGGAAUUUGUGGAAUACAACAAACAGCAGCUGAGUCGCAUCUACCCCAAAGGCACCCGCGUGGAUUCCUCCAACUACAUGCCGCAGCUCUUCUGGAACGCGGGUUGCCAGCUUGUUGCCCUCAAUUUCCAGACCCUGGACCUCCCGAUGCAGCUGAAUGCUGGUGUGUUUGAGUACAACGGGCGCAGCGGCUACCUGCUCAAGCCCGAAUUCAUGCGGCGCCAAGACAAGUCCUUCGACCCCUUCACGGAAGGCAUUGUGGACGGCAUCGUGGCCAACGCUCUCCAGGUCAAGGUGAUCUCGGGCCAGUUUUUGUCAGACAGGAAGGUCGGCAUCUACGUGGAGGUGGACCUCUUUGGCCUUCCCGCCGACACCCGGCGCAAAUACCGCACGCGGGCCUCCCAGGGCAAUUCUUUUAACCCCGUGUGGGAUGAAGAGCCCUUUGACUUCCCCAAGGUGGUGCUGCCCACACUGGCCUCCCUCCGUAUUGCGGCCUUUGAGGAAGGGGGCAAGUUUGUGGGGCACCGAAUCCUGCCAGUCUCUGCCAUCCGCUCAGGGUACCAUUACAUAUGCCUGAGGAACGAGGCCAACCAACCCCUGUGUCUGCCCGCCCUGCUCAUCUACACGGAGGCUUCUGACUAUAUCCCUGAUGAUCACCAGGACUAUGCCCAGGCUUUGAUCAACCCCAUCAAGCACGUCAGCCUCAUGGAUCAGAGGUCAAAACAGUUGGCAGCGCUGAUGGGCGAGAGCGAGGCUGCUCCCGAGACCCCAGAGGAACUGCCUUCUCGGCAGCUGGGGCCCCAGCUGUCGACAGGCUCCACACAAGGUGCCCUGGAAUCCAGAGUUUCCAGGCCCCCCAGCUCUUGUACCUCACCCACCAGCCCUUCCAUAAGCAGACCAGGUCAGUGUGAUGAGCUCAUCGCCAGCAUCCUGGGAGAGGUAUCCGUGACCCCCCUGGUGGAGCUCCGAGCCCACAAGUCCCUGGUGAAGCUUUGCAGCCGGCAGGAACGUGACCUGCGCGAACUGCAGAAGAAGCAUCAGCGAAAGGCUGCGUCACUCACGCGGCGGCUCCUCAGCCACCUGGCAGAGCUGGAAAAGAGGCACAAGAGUGGGGUGCUGGGCGAGGAAGAGGAGGAGGAGAUGAGAAAAUACCGGGAGCUACAGAAGAAACAGUUUCAGAGUCUGUUGGAUUUGAGGGAAGCUCAGGCUGAUGUAGAAGCUGAACGUCGUCAGGAACACCUGAGACAGGCCCAGCAUCGCCUACGGGAGAUUGUCCUUGAAACGCACACAGCUCAGUUGAAAAAACUGAAGGAGACCAAUGAAAAGGAGAAGAAGGAGCUUCAGAAGAUUCUGGACCGGAAAAGACAUAACAGUAUUUCGGAGGCCAAGACCCGGGAGAAACACAAGAAGGAGGUGGAGCUGACUGAGAUCAACCGGCGACAUAUCACGGAAUCUGUGAACUCCAUCCGCAGGCUGGAAGAGGCCCAGAAGCAGCGCCAGGAGCGGGUGGUGGCCGGACAGCAGCAGGUCCAGCAACAACUGGAAGAGGAAGAGCCCAAGGCUGCAUCCCAGCUGGCCCAGGAGUGUCAGGCCCAGCGGGCACGGCUGCCACAGGAGGUCGGGCAGUGCUUGCGGGUGGAUGAGGAUGACCUAGCCACCAGCAACGGGCACGCGCUGAGCAGAGCCAGCAAUGGGCACGCCCUGGGGGGCAGCACCAGCAAUGGGCAUGCCCCCAUGGGUAGAGACAGUGAGGGGCAAGAAGAGAACACACAAUUCUGAAGCCAGGAUGGGCAGGGGGCGAGAGCAGAAAGGGAAGACACUACUUAUUUUUAAAACUUUUUAUUUUUUUUAAAUUUUUUAUUUUUUUAAAUUCAGGAGGGCAAGAAACCCCCACUACCCCUCCUCCUUAAUCCUCUCCAGUCUCAUCUGGGCGUGUGUGUGUGUGUGUGUGUGUGUGUCUGUGUCUGUGUCUGUGUGUGUCUGGCUCUGGUGUGUCUGUGUCUGUGUGUUCGUUAUUUCCUGUGUUCCCCUUUAGUCCCUAGCCCCCUCCCUAGAGCUGAUAACAAGGGUGGGGCCCUCUCCUGCCUAGGGCCAAGGAUCAGCUGGGGUGGGUGGGGAGAGAAGGGAUUAAAAUUGGGGCUGCCCCGCCCCCUUCACGUGAUGCCCACACUCCGGAGGCAACAAUGCCCCUCCCCAAAUCUUCAGGAUUGGGGAUCAGGCUAGGGCAUGGGUUUGGAAGGUCCCUCUCCCCGCACACUGUGCUCCCCAGACCCAUGAGGCCUUUGUGUUUGGGGGGCCAGGAGGGUGGGGCUGGGCUGGGGCCCCUUGUCCUCCCCGGCUUUGGAGAUCAGAAGCAUCAAUUUCUGUCUCUUACCUUCUGCUUGUUUUUGGUUUU
Dromiciops gliroides (monito del monte) is the source of this 4398-nucleotide messenger RNA. RefSeq names its product phospholipase C beta 3 (gene PLCB3). The record is from RefSeq and is a predicted model, not a curated record. Gene Ontology annotation, biological process: lipid catabolic process; phosphatidylinositol-mediated signaling. Gene Ontology annotation, molecular function: calmodulin binding; calcium ion binding; phosphatidylinositol-4,5-bisphosphate phospholipase C activity. NCBI's taxonomy places the organism in Eukaryota, Metazoa, Chordata, Mammalia, Microbiotheria, Microbiotheriidae. The transcript is spliced from 32 exons. The coding region runs from base 156 to 3782 and encodes 1208 amino acids.